AUGUAUGUUUAAAUGGCGAGUAAGUGUGUAAUGCACAUUUCUGAAAGCAUGCACACUGAGAUGUGUUGCCCCUAUAUCCACAUAUUUGAUGAGAGACAUUUGGUUGGGAGGGACUUAAUUCAACAAUAAACUGAGAAGUUUUUCAGUCAGAGCUUGCUGUUAUUCUGCCAGACGCACUUCGCUGACUCCAGGUGUGUAGGAAUAUUCACAUUUAUUCUGAAUUAGUUUUAAAGUUUUUAAGUCUAGGAAAUUAAAUAUAGUAGCUGUUUAUAUAAAAAUAUGACAAGGUGUGUUUUUUAAGAAGUGUUUAGUAAAAAAAAAUGAAAAAAAAAAAAAAAAAAAAAAAAAAAAAAAAACAUUAUUCUUAGAAUGUAAAGAAUGAUUUUGUUGCAGGCAAAUAACAGUUGACAUCUUCAGUGAGGUUCAGUCCAGCAGCAGUUAUAGAUUACAACAGACUGGUGAAGGUCUUCUGUGAAGUGGACACAUUUAGUCCAACAAUCACCAUGGAUUCCAGACAGCCGAUUCUUCCACCACAUAAACCAACUCUGAUUCAUGAAGGUUCUCCAAAACGAUACCGUCUAUAUACAGUGAAAAAAGUGCUUGAUGAUAAUGGAAAAGUCAGAAAAUGGACUUAUGGGAUGAAAGACAGUAGCAAACCAAACAAAAUUGUUCUGCUGGUGGGAGAAACUGGCGGUGGUAAGACGACUCUCAUCAACAGCAUGGUCAACUACUUACUCAAAGUGAAGUUUGAGAAUGAAAUAUGGUAUGAAAUAACAGAAGAAGAAGCCAGAGAUCAGUCAGAAUCACAAACCUCUGAAAUCACCAUGUAUGAGGUCUUUCGUGUAAAGAGUCCCAUAUCUCUCACCAUCAUUGAUACUCCAGGCUACGGAGACACUAGAGGACUGGACAAAGAUCUGGAAGUUGCUGAAAAUUUAGCCACUCUGUUUCAAAGCAAUGAUGGAGUUCGUGAAGUCGACGCCGUGUGUUUUGUGAUUCAAGCGUCUAAGAAUUGUCUCUCACACAGAUAGCAUUACAUUAUCAGUUCAGUUCUGUCUUUGUUUGGUAAAGACAUUGUGAACAACAUUGUGUUUUUAAUCACACACUCUGAUGGUCUGCCACCCAAAAACAUCCUUGGCGCCAUUAAUAAAGCUAAAAUCCCCUGCAGACGAGACAAAAGCGGCCAACCUGUUCAUUUCUUAUUCAACAACCGGCAGGCAGAUGCACGUCAAAAUGAGAGACGCUAUCUUCGUGCUCAAAGAGAUGCCUGGGAAGACAGUGUGGAAGAGAUGAAGAAAUUUUUUCAGUCUCUGCAUGAAAAGAACAGAAGAAGUUUAGAGUUGACUUCAGAUGUCCUGAUGCAGCGAAUUCAGUUUGAAGCAUCCAUCUGCAACUUACAGCUGCGAAUUCAAGAGAUGGAGCAAAAAAUGGCAGAAAAACUUCAGAUUCAGGAGGCAAUGGUGCAAAACAAGGAAAAGAUUGAGGAGUGUACAAACUUUACCAUUAACUUCAAAAAGACUGUGAAACUGAAGGUGCCCAUUGAGGACGCAUCAUGGAAGCACAGGAAGGCGACGACCUGCACCUUCUGUGAGGAGAACUGCCAUGAGUUUGGCUGCUGGUGGGCUACUGAUCCCAGCAAAUGUGAAAUCAUUAAAAAUGGCUACUGCACCGUGUGCACAGGGAAGUGUCAUCAUAGCAAACACGUCAAAGAAAACAAGAAAUACAUCAUCAAAAACUCCACCAUAAAGAUAGAAUUUGACAACUUGAUAAAAGAAUAUGAAAAAGUUGAAGAAGAGUCCAGGAAGUUUUCAGUUAUAAAGGAUAGACUUGACCGAGAUCUGCAGGAUAUUGAGGACCAAAAGUCAAUUCUUCUGUUCAAUGCUUACAGGACUAUCAAGAAUCUGUCUCAGAUCGCAUUAAAACCAGACUCUGCCCUCACUCUUCAGCAUCUCGACUUCUUCAUCCCCAGAGUAAAGGAGGCUGGGAAAGAAGAAUGGGUGCGAGAGCUGGAGGAAAUGAGGAGAAAAGCUGUAGAAGAGGAAGCAAAUAAAGACACUCUGAGUUAUCUUCAGGCAGGUCUGGCAAAACUAGAUAUUUUUUUUAGUGGGCAAUGAAAAAAUGCAGACAGGACAACUGAUUAAUCAAUGACAAUGAAGAAAACUUCCAUUGAAAAAUAAAUUCAGGAGACUCUCUGUAGAUCUGAAGAUAAUAAUGUUCAUUUAACUAUACUAUCACGUUAACGUUUAUCCCCAUUUUCAGUGUUUAUAACUAGGCAAGCUUGAUAACAUUUUAAU
Cyprinus carpio (common carp) is the source of this 2291-nucleotide messenger RNA. RefSeq lists its product as uncharacterized. Lineage: Eukaryota; Metazoa; Chordata; Actinopteri; Cypriniformes; Cyprinidae. The transcript is spliced from 3 exons. Gene Ontology annotation, molecular function: GTP binding. The record is from RefSeq and is a predicted model, not a curated record.